UCUUCUGUCCUCCCCACUUGUUCUACAGCCACUUCUGUAUUUUGGACUUUAGUUUCAGUCACAUUGUUUGAACUAGAUAGAGGAGGAGAGACUGGCCAGAGAACCUUGACACAACAGCACAAAGCCGAUCACUUUAACAAAAUGAGUAACAGUUCUCUUCUUGUGAAUGUGGAUAACUGGAUUGCACAGAACCAGAAUGCUUUUCUGCCGCCAGUGUGCAACAAGCUCAUGCACUUUCUUCAGCUGAAUAUCAUGUUUGUCGGAGGUCCAAACAGCAGGAAGGAUUAUCACAUAGAAGAAGGAGAGGAGUUGUUCUAUCAGCUGAAGGGAGACAUGUGUCUGAAAGUGGUUGAAAACGGCAAACACAAGGAUGUGCACAUCAGAGAGGGAGAGAUGUUCCUGCUGCCGGCUCGGAUACCCCACUCCCCACAGAGACAGGCCAACACUGUGGGGCUGGUGGUGGAGAGGAGACGACUGCUGACUGAGACUGACUGCUUGAGGUACCAUGUGGACAACACCACUGACAUCCUGUUUGAGAAAUGGUUUUACUGUCAGAAUCUUGGAACCCAACUGGUGCCAAUAAUCAAAGAAUUCUUUUUAUCAGAGCAGUGCAGAACAGGAAAACCUGAUCCAGAUGAAGUCUUCAGGCAGCCUCCCUUCCAGAUGAACACUAGGACCGUGAUGUCGCCUUUCAGCUUCAAAGACUGGCUGGACAAGCAGAGGCCUGCGCUGGCCAGUGGCAGGCCCGUCGACAUGUUCGGAGCUCAGUUUGAGACAGAGGUGAUGGUGUUUGGACCUGGCCUGACAGAGACAACAGUACCACAGAGUGACGUGUGGAUUUGGCAGAUGGAAGGAUCCUCUAAGGUGACGAUGAAUGAGCAGGAGGCAACUCUUACUGCAGGAGACAGUUUCAUUAUUCCUGAACAGAGCCAGUACCAGUGGCAGAGAGAGGACGGCACUGUUGCCCUGUUGGUGGUUCAAAACCCUGAGCGGAAAAGACCAUGACCUGCCAAUUCACAAACACCCAUUAAAUACACAUGAGACUUCUUAGGAUGGGAGCAAAACACUUAUUCAUUAUAAAUACAUGUGAUUGGACAGGAACAACUAGAUCUUGAGUGUAGAUGCAGUAAUGAAAAGUAGAUUAUUUAACUUCAUGUUCAACCAUGAAAACUGUCAUGGAAAUUAUUGAAUCUAACUGUCCUCUUAUAAAAUAUAACAGACCCUUCUGUCCUGACAUAGCCAUGCUCAAAGUUCAUCUGGCUGACCUGAAAAACAUCAUUUUAUAAAUUCCACGAUGAGGAUUCUGCCCCGUUUGGCCAAGUGCUUGCUUAGUAACUCUGUUUGUUUAUCUAUUCUCUGUAAAUUGUUUCUCUACCAAUAAUUAAUUUACCUUUGAUAUCAUUGAAUUGAUCACUCAGUCUGAUGGUUUAUUUCCUCACCUGGGAAUUAAAUACAAAUUCCCACCACAUAAAUUAUGCUUUCAUGUGCGUUAUAUGAACCUUGACCCGUCUGAAAGUUAAUAGUCACAAGAAAUUAUUGCAACUGAAACGUUGUUGCGGUUCAAAGGUUUUAUGACACCUCAGUUUUUUCAUUAUACUCAUAUAUACAUCGACAUUUUUCUCAAGGUACUGAAGCAAUAGAACAAAUAAACAGAUUGUGAUUUAAAUAUAAAAUUUGAUUAAAAAAGCAUAUGUGUUGCA
Molecule: messenger RNA, 1700 nt
Organism: Platichthys flesus (European flounder)
Lineage: Eukaryota; Metazoa; Chordata; Actinopteri; Pleuronectiformes; Pleuronectidae
Product: 3-hydroxyanthranilate 3,4-dioxygenase-like
Exons: 10
Coding region: 142-1005 (287 amino acids)
Biological process (GO): quinolinate metabolic process; 'de novo' NAD+ biosynthetic process from L-tryptophan
Cellular component (GO): cytoplasm
Molecular function (GO): iron ion binding; 3-hydroxyanthranilate 3,4-dioxygenase activity
Source: RefSeq, a predicted model, not a curated record